This is a messenger RNA of Fusarium musae, 1431 nucleotides long. RefSeq lists its product as uncharacterized. The transcript is spliced from 2 exons. Bases 1 to 1431 code for a protein of 476 amino acids. The record is from RefSeq and is a predicted model, not a curated record. NCBI's taxonomy places the organism in Eukaryota, Fungi, Ascomycota, Sordariomycetes, Hypocreales, Nectriaceae.
AUGGACUGUUCUGAGUCAAAGCUGAAAAGGCUUGUUUCUCUUGAAGAGGUCGAAUUUGACGCUGAUAUCGCUGGGCCAGGAGUACUAGCUGCUUUCCUAGUCACGUCGUUGAUAGCAUUAGCUGCCCUAAUUCUCGCUUUUCUUACGCUUUCAGUACCUGAGGGUCUUCUAAACUCCGGAGAUGCCGUGAUCGCUGCUGGGGCGCGCCGGACUUACCACCAACUAAGGGCCAAAUUCCCCAAGACCAAACGGGCCAAGGUUGUCGAAAGUAAAACCGAGCGGACUCACGCCUUCAUGGCCUUCAUGAUUGCUAUAAGUGAUCAGAUACUUGUCUCCCAGGCCUCCAUCUUAAUCGCAGCUCUCAUUAUUCACGACGACAUCACCAUUUAUUCCGCCAACAUUGUGAUCGCCCUAGGGUGUCUCGCAUCGACGGUUCACUUGGGUAGUUUCCCAUUCUACAUAGACCGUAUCAAAAACCAUAGCUUCGCCAAACUCAUUCGUGUCCUCGCUAUGGUUACCGGCUCGGGGAUGCUUGUCUUCAUGCUCGUUGUGCAACUAUCAUACACCUGGGAUAUGGAGAGCCACGUCUAUUUUACUUGCACACUACAUGAUUAUCGGAUAAGUGAUGGUUUCGUCACGGGGACUUUUGUUCCAAUAGCAGUACUUUAUGGAACGUAUGAGAUUGUUCAGCUUCUGUAUCGCGAACAGCCAGUCGAUGACAAGUCUAAUGGACCUGAUUCUAAAGGAAGAACCCCUGUUGCACGACGAAAUCGGCCAGACUUCGAUGAUCAGCAGGCCCCAAACCAUGAGGGUAUCGAACUUCAAACGCUUGCCAGGCUAGAAGAUCAAACCAUUCCAGAGAGUCAUCAGGAGCAUAGCGAUAUAGAAGUCGAAAGUCAGACGAUCGUUACCAUGUUGCAGCUGAUCUCGGAUAGCAACAUAGAGAUGACGACAGAAAACGAGAUGGAGUAUCAACAUCAAAGAUCCGCGCUAUUGAAGCCGAAGGUCGCAAAGAUCAAACUUAAAGAGCUACUUAAAGAAAUAAGAGAGUCCAAACGGGAGCAACUCCUGAACAGAUGGCAGAAGCUCGAAGCUCUUACGAUCUUGACCUCGAAUGCAGGAUCACCUAGCAGGAUUAGACACCUUGUCAUAUUGACAGCAGAAACAUGGGCAUUCCACCAAUGUCGCGGGUCCUUCGCCUGGAGAUUGUUCUGGCUCUGGUCAGGCAAUGUCUACGGGAUCGUGACAAUUUUCACUUCGCGCGCUAUAACAACAGGCAUGUCAGGCAAUCCUAACAAGAUGGGAUUCGGCCAGGUUGUGCCAUUGACUCUGCUUGCGCUCCCGAUAUUUGCGGCUAUGGAGAGCCACGCCGGUAACGUGUACUUAUCACUCUAUUCCUGGGUACUCUCUGACAAUAGGGCCAGAUUAUAA